Rhodotorula toruloides NP11 is the source of this 2085-nucleotide messenger RNA. RefSeq names its product amino-acid N-acetyltransferase. Gene Ontology annotation, cellular component: mitochondrial matrix. The coding region runs from base 1 to 2085 and encodes 694 amino acids. NCBI's taxonomy places the organism in Eukaryota, Fungi, Basidiomycota, Microbotryomycetes, Sporidiobolales, Sporidiobolaceae. Gene Ontology annotation, biological process: L-arginine biosynthetic process. The transcript is spliced from 3 exons. The record is from RefSeq and is a predicted model, not a curated record. Gene Ontology annotation, molecular function: arginine binding; L-glutamate N-acetyltransferase activity, acting on acetyl-CoA as donor.
AUGACCGGCUUGAUAGGCGGUGCGAUGAGGCUCUCGCCUUCGUCAGGCAGCAGGCGGGCGCUGCAUACUUCUGUGAGGCGCCGGAUUAGCUCGGGAGGAAGGGCGUUUGGGGAGGCGCAGAAGCGGCAGGUCGAGCUCGAGCGACAGCGGGACUUGAUCUUGACCGUCCUCGAGGCGCACCCUUCGGCUCGCGACUCGCGCUUCUACCUGCGCAACUUUGACCCUGCGUCUCGUCCGGCAAGGUCUGAGCAGCCCGCACCCGACUCUCCACCGUCCCAGUCCUCCCGGACCGCCGAAACGCCCGCCUUCCCCGUCUUUGAUCCGGAAACGCCGACGACUGCGUUCUCGCGCACGAUUCCGACGAAUGCACAGUCUGCGGACCUCUCGCUUGCGGCAGCACUGGGUAUCUCGUCGCCUGGAGCUGCGGGCGGGACAGCGACGGCUUACAAGGGCAAGACGGCUUUCGCGGACGAGCUCCUCUCCGCUCCUGCGUCUCGUCACACCGCCCUCGUGAAAGUGCAGGGACCUUUCACGGACCGCCAACUCGAGUCCAUCGCCGAGGGGAUGGUCUACCUGAAGAAACUCGGACUCGUCUCGAUCAUCGUGAUGGACAACGAGCGGUGGAACGGCGAGGAAGAGCGGAUAUGCGCGAUGGGCGGGUUGACCGACGAAGACAGGCGGGAGAGGGUCGUCCACUUGCGCGAGGAGAUGAAGCGCGAGACGAUCCGGUUCAGCGAUAUGCUCGAGGCGAGCGGUGGGGCUGCGCGGCCUCUGCUCGAGGGUGUCUUGUGCGUCAAGGGCGCGGCGUUUGAGGAUACCUGGACGCCUAUCGCCUCGACAAGUGCGAGACCGUACGAAGAAGGCGCGGCGACGGACCUCUUCGUCGAUUCGCUCUCGGGCAUCCGCAACGCAGUCAGGCAGGGCGAGAUCCCCGUCAUCCCGCCCAUCGCCCUCGACGCCUCGUGCUUCUCGCUCUGCGUCUCGGCGAACGAUGCGGUGAGGGCGAUCGCGUCCGGUCUCGCGGACGCGGAGAAGCGGACAGGGUUGCGGUACGAGGCGGACGCGCGGUUGCAGAACGACGUCGACUUGACGCCUCUCCGGCUGAUGGUCAUCAACCGCGAGGGCGGUCCGCCGUCCCAUGCUCGCGGCGGCGACCCUCACUUGUCGAUCAACCUCGAGUCCGAGUUUGACUACAUCUCCAAGACCUUCAACUGGCACGACACGCACCCUACCGCUCUUUCGAACCUCGCCCUGAUCCGCGACUGCCUCGCCGACCUCCCUCGCACCGCAUCAGCUGUGAUCGUCUCGCACCGUUCUCCCCGCUCGCUCAUCGCCAACUUGAUCACCAACAAACCCGCCCACUCGCCUUCACUCGCACACGACCUCCUCCCGCGCCGCAACAUCCAGCACCAGCCCACCAUCAUCCGCCGUGGCUUGCCGAUCCGGGUCUCGCGCUCGAUGGACGACCUCGACGAAGACAAGCUCGCGCACGUCCUCGAAGAGUCGUUCGGCAAGACACUCAAUCGCGAACCGUACUACGACCGCCUGCGCCGCGACUUGGACUUUUGCAUCAUCGCAGGCGAUUAUCAGGCCGUUGCGAUCGUCACGAACGAGCGGCUGCGCGACCCGGAGACGGGCCACCCGCUCGUCAACCCCGAGACGGGCGAGGAGGAAGAAGCGAUUGCCUACCUCGACAAGUUUGCGGUCCUCACGUCGCUGCAGGGGGACGGCACGGUCGACUUCCUGUGGGGAGCGCUGCGCGACGAGUCGUGGGGACUCGGCCUGCUCGACGCGCUCAACCCCAACGUCGGCGGUCUCGGAGGCCAAGGUAUCCCUCGCGACUUGGUGUGGCGCUCGCGGUCCAACAACCCCGUCAACAAGUGGUACUUUGACCGCUCGACCGGGUUCUUCAAGAUCCCGCCUCCGCCGAGCUCAGAGGUCGGCUUUGCGCUGUUCUGGUGCGAGGCGAACAGGGUUGACGAGUAUGAGCGUGGGAAGAAGGAGGGGAGGGAGGUCAGGACGACGCCGGAGAAGCUCAGGGAGUGGGCGCCCGUCAUUGGCAAGAUCCCGAGCUGCUGGAAGUGA